Molecule: messenger RNA, 1198 nt
Organism: Elaeis guineensis (African oil palm)
Lineage: Eukaryota; Viridiplantae; Streptophyta; Magnoliopsida; Arecales; Arecaceae
Product: deSI-like protein At4g17486
Biological process (GO): protein deubiquitination
Molecular function (GO): deubiquitinase activity
Source: RefSeq, a predicted model, not a curated record
UUCUGUCGUUUCGUAUUGGCGGCGGGAGGGGCUCCCAUCAAACGUGCACCAGCGAGGAGCUCCUCUUUCGAUUACCGGGGAGGUGGUUAUCCUGCCCCCUUCCCUUCCGAGGCCAGCCAGCUCUGACGGAGGCGGAGGGGAAAUCUCUCCUCUGUUCCCUUCCAGAUUCUGGAUUUUCCCCCCCACCCCCUCCGGUUCUAUCGGCUCUUCUAAGUGUGGGCAGCCAUGGGGUGCGUAUUCUCUUCGAAAUCGACUUCUUCGGGCGAGAGAGGGGUUCCGGUGGUGCUGAACGUCUACGAUCUAACGCCGUUGAACAACUACAUGUACUGGUUUGGCGUGGGAAUCUUCCACUCGGGGAUAGAAGUUCAUGGUUUGGAGUAUGCAUUUGGAGCCCAUGACUAUCCAAUAAGUGGUGUGUUUGAGGUGGAGCCAAAGAACUGUCCUGGAUUCAGCUAUAGAUGUUCUAUUUCCUUGGGUCAUGUAAAUAUGCCUCCCUCUGAAUUUCGGGCGUUCAUAGAGAAUAUGGCUGCAGAUUACCAUGGAGACACCUAUCAUCUCAUUUCCAAAAACUGCAAUCACUUUACGGAUGAUGUUAGUUUGAGGUUGACUGGAAGACAGAUCCCUGGUUGGGUUAACCGGCUUGCACGACUAGGUACUCUUUGCAAUUGUCUUCUACCUGAAAGCCUCAGAUUACCAGAUGCUAAACAGAUCUCCGAGUACCACGGCUUCUCAGAAGAUGUCUCCGAAUCAUUUUCAUUCAUCACGACAACCACACAUGAUCCUAUAGAGAGUGAUGAUGCAGACCAAGCCAAACAUCUUCUCUCACCAUCUUCAGACAGGGAGGUGACUUCUGUAAAAGAGCUUUGCAGGUGAAAUCUUGAUCACCCUUCUGAAACCAUCAUCCAUUUAGUUUCCAGCUUGGAGGCGGCUUUGUGCCAUUGUUAUUUGUGUUCUUAGGAGGUUAAGGUUUUUUUACCCUUUCCGUCCUAUACGUCAAUUGCAUUUGUCUGCUAACAUAUAUUCAUGGUGUUUUGGCCUUCUUAGAGUGAAUUCUUUUAUUAUUCGUUUCUGUUUGUUGGUGAAAGUCGAAACAAUUUAUUUGUAAUCAAGGUGAAAACCUUGAAAUGAUGGUCUAAUUGGGAAAUGAAACUCCAGGUGUUCAAACUUUGGUUUGUAAAUUCGUAGCUUUGAUGCUGUA